AGAUAAAAACCUCGGGGCUACUCAGAGCUACCGAUGGAUCUUUCUCCGUGUUUAUACCUGUUUCUUAUUUUUGUUUCAACAAUCGUGUUGGCCUAAAUCUUCAGUCGGAAAGUUAACAUUAUUGCAUUCUAACCUAGCGAAAUAUCGACAUACGAAAAAUGCAUACUGCAACCAUAUGAUAGAAACAUUAAUCGAAAUUAAGAAACUUGGAUCACCGUCAUACAGUAGUUUUACAAUAAGGGAGCCACCGAAGAGAAUCGUUUAACCUAAGUCGUACAAUACAUCAGACAUAAGCCAGUAAUGUCUGUCCCCUCUUCAUCGUCUAAUAAAAUAACUGACAGUAAACCAGGCGGUACAAGUCCAAGUCCUAUAGAAGGUAUCGAAGGUGUUCCAGGGCCUAGUUCUUUAGAACCUAUGCAUUCUGUUUUACCACAAGAUGGAGAAUCUGAAGAUUAUGGAGAUGAUGGUGAAGAAGAAGAGGAUGAUAGUAGCGAAGAAGAAAGCGAAAUUAGCGACACUGGAAUGUUUUGCGAGGAAGAAUGCGAACCUAAUCUUGAAAGUAAUAAUUGUUCAUUGUCUACAUCACAGUCACAAUCUCUUACACAACGAGUGCAGAGUCCUAUUUUACACACCUGUGUACCGCUUGAUGUUAUUCAACCACAAAGAAAGCGUAAAAGUGAAACAGAAUCAAAUUUACCUUGUAAAAAACUUAAUCCCGAAGAUAAAUCACAUUCGAUGAUUAUUAAAACGCUAGAUGAUAAAAGCAAACAUAUAAGAUGCGUUAUUCCGACAAAAGAUAAUCCUCCGCCUGAAAUGAGUAACUGGCUUUUACAGUUUCAGAGGUGGUCGAAUGCGGAAAGAAUGUUAGCUAUAGGUGAAUUAAUUGAACGAUGUGAACCGACGCAAGUGCGACACAUGAUGCAGGUGAUAGAACCUCAGUUUCAGAGAGAUUUUAUAUCUUUGUUGCCAAAGGAGUUGGCUUUGUCCGUAUUAGCUUUCCUAGAACCAAGAGAUCUUUUACGGGCCGCGCAGACGUGUCGUAACUGGCGGUUUCUUGCCGACGAUAAUUUGUUAUGGAAAGAAAAAUGCAGAGCAGCUGGUAUAGAAGAUUUAAAAGAUUUACCUCCGAUAAAACGUAAAAAUGGUAGAAAUUCUGGUAAUUGUUCGUCCCCGUGGAAACAAGCGUAUAUGAGACAGCACAAUAUAAAAAUGAACUGGAGGACAAAACCGAUCCGCACGCCAAAAGUUUUAAAAGGUCAUGACGAUCAUGUGAUUACGUGCCUACAGUUUUCUGGUAAUCGUAUAGUAAGUGGUUCCGAUGACAAUACUCUCAAAGUGUGGUCCGCUGUUACGGGCAAGUGUUUAAGAACAUUGGUCGGGCACACUGGUGGUGUAUGGUCAUCGCAAAUGUCUGGUACUACUGUAAUCAGUGGCAGUACAGAUCGGACCUUAAAAGUGUGGAAUGCUGAAACCGGUCAAUGCAUUCACACGUUAUAUGGGCAUACAUCUACCGUGAGGUGUAUGCACUUGCAUGGUAAUAAAGUAGUCAGUGGUAGUAGAGAUGCUACGUUAAGGGUAUGGCAAGUGGAUACCGGCGAAUGUUUACACGUGCUAGUGGGCCAUAUGGCAGCUGUUAGAUGUGUGCAAUAUGAUGGAAAAUUAGUGGUCAGUGGAGCCUACGACUAUAUGGUUAAGGUUUGGAAUCCCGAACGUGAGGAGUGCCUUCAUACUCUACAAGGACAUACAAAUCGUGUUUAUUCCCUCCAAUUUGAUGGUGUACAUGUCGUUAGCGGUUCUUUGGAUACAAGUAUAAGAGUAUGGGAAGUUGAAACCGGGGCGUGUAGACAUACGUUAAUGGGACACCAAUCGCUCACUUCGGGAAUGGAAUUACGUAAUAAUAUUUUGGUGUCUGGAAACGCAGAUUCGACUGUUAAAGUAUGGGAUAUCGUUAGCGGUCACUGCCUUCAAACCCUUUCUGGUCCAAAUAAACAUCAAUCCGCGGUCACAUGCCUACAGUUCAACAGUCACUUUGUAAUUACUUCGUCCGACGAUGGCACAGUUAAACUAUGGGACGUUAAAACUGGUGAUUUUAUAAGAAACUUGGUCGCUCUGGAAAGCGGCGGAAGUGGUGGUGUUGUGUGGAGGAUACGUGCAAGUGAUACAAAACUGGUGUGUGCAGUGGGUAGCCGUAAUGGCACAGAAGAGACCAAACUUCUCGUCCUCGACUUUGAUGUAGAGGUAAAAUAGUGUACUUUUUUGCUGCCGAAACUACUCUCCUCUAUGACUUCUGUACAUACUCUGAUUAGGUAGCAUAACUAAUCUACUGUACAAUGAUUCAUGUAUUACGUGGAGUGAUUGUGAUAAGAAUGUAUGUUGAAAUUCUGAAGGGAGAUCACAAAAAGUCAAAUGUGGUUUUAUAGUUGUUGCAAAUGAUCUCCGAAGUGGUAGAACGUUCAAACUGAAGGCAUUAAUUAUAUUAAUUAUGGAGUGUAUUAAUUAUGGUGUACAAAUAUGAGAUUUCAAAGACUCGACAAAUUACGAAGAAUGAGGAGCUUAUCAAUGUACUAUUGUAUUAUUGCUGUUAUGAAACUUGAAGGAAAUCGCUAGUAAUUUAAAUGAAAUCAGCCCGCCAUAAGCAUUAUGAUUACAUAACGAUUCAUAUAGGCGUUUAGGAGAGUAUUUUUAAACUACUGAAAGAAAGAUUUCUUACCGUCUUUGUCAAGCUUAUAGAUGAAAAUAUCGCAUAAAGAAUCUCAAAUUUCAAUAAAUAAAUGAAAGAUUCAAAUUAAAAUGACGAAAAAAUGAGAAACAAAAAAUUAAAAUGAAAUAAUAUAUUUGGGUAAAAUACAGAAUGAAAAUGACCAAAUUGGUAAAGAUACUUCUUGUACAAUAAGUUCUUUAACUUCGUUUUAUUUCAUUUAACUUAUUUAAAUUCGUCAUUUACGUUGAUUAAAUUAAUUACUAUGGGAACUGUGCAUAAUUUAUUGGAUGAUGCAAACACUAUUUAAUAAUUUUUAAAUGAAAUGUGUACCGCUUUUCAUUUAAUCUAUUUUGUUUCAUGAACGUCAAUUUGUAUUUCAUUGUCUACAGUGUUCAUGGACAAGUGUUCAUACGAAAUCAUAGAAUUAAUUAGUAAUUAUACCUAAUUUUUUGGCUUAAAAUUAUGUCUUUGAAAAUCAUAACGAUGUCCAGCAUUUCAUCGACACUAACGUUAUCUUGCAUUGGAACUUAUAACUUUGUCUUAUGUUGCUCGUUAAUCAGAGCAUCGGCGAACGUGUUAUGGGCAAGAAAUUUAUGAAAUGAUUCCACAUAAAACAGAAAAUUUAACGAUUCUGUUAGUAUUUCACUAUCAAACCCUUAUCAUGACCAUUCAGUUAUCAUUUAAUGUUAUUAUUAUAGCUAUUCGCGACUUUAACUUUUUAUGAUUAAUAUUCAAUCAUAACGAGAAGUUUACAAAUUGCAGGGUAUUAAUUAAAAAAUUGUGUAAAGUCCGAAAUAUUCAAACUCUUCGUCUUACAUUUUAUUUACUUUACAUGUUUAUUACACGAAAGGAGUAAUAUAUAAAGUGUUUUUUUUACCAAAUACUUCAGAAGUAUUUGACAGACUUCUUGCAUGUAACACGUUCAAGAAGCAUUCGCAAUUUAUUAUUUGCUAUUUGAUCAAACAACCAGAGUUAAUCCUUUAUCCGUGAUAAUAAUUUAAUUCGAUUGUCAAGGGCUUAACAUUUAAAUAAAAUGUAUUAAUUUUGACAUUAGUAAGUCUGGUUUUGCCAUGGCGCAAUAAUAAGAGUUGCAGACUUCUCUGUGCAAUAUGCACAAAUUGAGUAAGCGAGACUAAAUCGGUUAUCAUACAAGGAUAAUUUUAAUUAACAAAUUUGUUCAAAGUAUCUCAGAUUUUUAUGUCGAAUUAAUUUUUUUUUUUACAAAUUGUAUCGUUACAGAAAUUAUAUAACGUUCAGUUUUAACUGACAGUAGAAUCUGUAAGUUCUAUCUGUAAUUCAGAAUACGAUUCGUGUAAAUGCAAUUUUUAUUAUUGAACCUAGGAUAUUCUAAGAAUUGUGUUUUAUUUGUAUAUUGCUCAAUAGUUUAUAUUUGUAAUGAUGUGUUAUCUGUUGUAUCAUUUUUUAUAAGAAAUAGAAAAUGUUGCUGCAUUUUAAAUUCUCUUGCAUUUUGUCUUGAAUUAAUUUGUAACAAUUUCUGGUAUCAAAUUUCUUUAAUACUUUAUAUACAGGUGUUAU
Colletes gigas is the source of this 4237-nucleotide messenger RNA. RefSeq names its product F-box/WD repeat-containing protein 7 (gene ago). Gene Ontology annotation, cellular component: nucleus; cytoplasm. Gene Ontology annotation, biological process: ubiquitin recycling; proteasome-mediated ubiquitin-dependent protein catabolic process. The coding region runs from base 301 to 2247 and encodes 648 amino acids. The transcript is spliced from 8 exons. NCBI's taxonomy places the organism in Eukaryota, Metazoa, Arthropoda, Insecta, Hymenoptera, Colletidae. The record is from RefSeq and is a predicted model, not a curated record. Gene Ontology annotation, molecular function: ubiquitin binding.